Aedes aegypti (yellow fever mosquito) is the source of this 1642-nucleotide messenger RNA. RefSeq lists its product as uncharacterized. The transcript has 7 exons. The record is from RefSeq and is a predicted model, not a curated record. Bases 302 to 1534 code for a protein of 410 amino acids. NCBI's taxonomy places the organism in Eukaryota, Metazoa, Arthropoda, Insecta, Diptera, Culicidae.
GCUUGAAUCGAGUCUUUAGUCUCGGAAGUAAAGGCGUCGUAGGAGGACGCAGUUUUCGUUUCACGGCGCGUGAGCUCGUCGCGUUCUGUACGUAUUCUUGUUAGCAGUUUUGCGCGCUUGCUAGUAUUCCGGUGUUCCGUCUGUUGAGCGAUCGAUGAUAGAUCAAAGUUGUGUUACUUCAGCGUGGCAGUUACAGAUCUCGUGCGUAUGACGCGCUCAUGGUGAUAAAUUUAUGCAUUUUACGAUCGUUCAAUCGGAAAUAUCUACGUAUUGAAGCAGUGGCCAAGGAAGAUAGCAGUGUAUGUGUCUCAUAAUGAGCUUGUCGUCGUCAGCACCGUUACAUCCGCUGCAGAAACGGAACCCAACUGCCUCGAUGGCCUCUGUAUUGGGAUGUAUCUGUCUGCUGCUGCUGCUGCUACCGUUGGUCGCCGGAGUCAAAGAAACGGAAAUUGAUCUUAAAACUGCUAAUCAUGGCUUUAGUCAAGAUCAUGCAGCAAAAGAUUCACAUUCGGCGGAGACAAAAAAACUGCAUAAGGUACACCCUAAGAAGUAUAUCGAUGACCACAAAGAUGAUUUUUAUCAUGAGAAUGAGGAAAUAUCAAUCUACGAUAAAAAAUAUUUCGAUUAUUUGCCGGCGGAGCGAAAACGACCAAUGAAGCCUACAGCUGACUCGGGUCUCAUCAAACGAACCAAUAGCAGAAGACUUCGUAGGGAUACUAAAGACGCCGUCGAGCAGCCGAGAGUGAAACGUCAAGGUUGGAACACAUAUCACAUACCGGCUUUCCAGGGUUAUCCAACAAUAGUCCAACCCGGCAACAUAAUGUACGACCCAUACCACAGACCGAUGCUGCACAAUCAUUAUCUUCCACCGCAACCUGUCCGUCCCAUUCCUUCGCCAACCAACACCAAUCAGAUACCUGAUAGAACGUACCUUCCGGCCAACGCCCCAAGACCGCAACCUGCUGAUCAACCAGGUACGUUUGACUUUGGAAAUCGCCUUGGGGAAAAUGUGUUUGCGUUCGACAUAGUGUACGAUCCAAAUGUUGACACCAAUUACAUUCUUCAUCGGGGACCUCGGCCAACCUACAGUUUUCAAGGACUUCCAGCCUCACGGCCAACAUCAGCAACGAUGCGUCCAUUGCCGCCAGCAACUAUGCGACCUCUGCCACCUGUAACGACCCCGAGUGAUUCUUCCUCCAUCACCACCACCACGCCCCGACCAGUGAUUCAGAACAACAGUGACGACGAUUUCGAUUGGGCCUCCCUUGGCCUUUCACCGGACGCAGCAGUUGGAACACGACUAGGUGGUGAUACUGGAAACAACAACGACAACAGCUCCAAUCCCAAUCGCAGAGCCGCUCCAUCAAAAUGCACGUGGGCCAUAGCAAACUGUUGCAGCCAAUUUUCAGAUAAAAUCCGUUACCAUUGCUUUGAACAAAAUCAGUGCUUUGGAGCCUUUUGGGGUGAUAAUGUGUGCCGAACUUACUACAAGCUGGCGUUGACCGAAAUUGAAAACUACUACAAUGUGUUGUAAGUUUCUAUUACAUUAUUCAUAAUUCCCAUUCUGUAUUAUAGCUGCAUGUACCACUUUCUACCGUUUUCUGUGAGUAAAAUAUAAAAAACCUUAUGGCCAACCCGUCAA